Staurois parvus is the source of this 356-nucleotide messenger RNA. The record is from the annotation of a GenBank genome assembly. Lineage: Eukaryota; Metazoa; Chordata; Amphibia; Anura; Ranidae.
AUGACACUGCUAUAUGGCACUGCUAUAUGGCACUGAUAGGCGGCACUGAUAGGCGGCACUGACUGGCACUGAUAGGUGGCACUGAUUGGCAGCACUGAUAGUUGGCAUUGAUGGGUGACAUCGAAAGGCAGCUCAGAUGGGCACUGAUAUGUGGCAUUGAUGUGCACUGGUAGGCACUGAUAUGUGGCAUUGAUGAGCACUGACACAAGGCACUGAUGGACACUGACAGGUGGCACUUCUGGGGCCACACUGAUCAUCAGGGCAUACUGAUCAUCAGUGCCCUCAUGAUCACUGUCAGCGUGACCGCUCGAGAGGAGAGAAAUGCGAUAACCGGCAUUUCCGUGUUUACAUGUGAU